Molecule: messenger RNA, 2067 nt
Organism: Staurois parvus
Lineage: Eukaryota; Metazoa; Chordata; Amphibia; Anura; Ranidae
Source: the annotation of a GenBank genome assembly
AGAUUCUCUGGUUCACACUGUGAAACAGAAAACCGACCGUGCUCCUCAUCUCCUUGUCUGAAUGGUGGGAUGUGCAAGGACAUAGAUGACAGCUACAGCUGUUUGUGUCCAUGGGGAUACACCGGGCAGAGAUGUGAAACUGAGUUAAGACCUUGCUUGUCAUCUCCCUGUAUGAAUGGUGCCACUUGUGAGGACAUGAGUGAUGGUUACAGCUGUGUCUGCACAGAAGGAUUUACUGGAGUACAUUGUGAGACAGAGAUCUUGGAAGUACCAGGGGCCUGUUCUUCCUCUCCAUGUCAGAACAAUGGCAUAUGUCAGGAAGUUGAGGGCACAUACUUGUGUGAAUGUCCUGCUGGAUACACUGGUGUAAACUGUGACAACCAGUUUGCCCCAGAUGUGUCCGAUGGCUGUGCCUGCAGGAAUGGGGGCCGAUGUGCAGACGGAAACAGCACCUGUCACUGCCUACCAGGAUACUUUGGUCUGCUUUGUGAAUAUGAGGUGACAUCACUUCCAUGCAGCAUGGGCUCUCAGUGUCCUGAUGGUGGAUCAUGCAUGGAGUAUGGAGGCAGUUACCGGUGCGUGUGUCACACAGAUUAUAUCAUCAGUAACCACACAAUGCCUUCUCCCUGUGACUCUGACCCUUGCUUGAAUGGUGGGAGAUGUGAAUCACACGAAGACACAUUUUCCUGUGUGUGCCUGCGAGGCUUUUAUGGAAGAACAUGUGAAAAAGUAAAGCCAGCUCUGUGCAGCCUGUUUCCUUGCCGAAAUGGAGGAACAUGUAGGGAAGUCAGUGAGGAGUAUUACUGUGUUUGUCCUUAUCCAUUUACUGGGAAACACUGUGAAACAGGCAUGAGAGGCCCCUGUUCAUCAGGUCCUUGUCACAAUGGCGGCACGUGUUUCCAUUAUCUUGGCAAAUACAAGUGUGAUUGCCCACCUCACUUCUCUGGAAGGCACUGUGAGAAAGCAGAGUUGGACUGUGGACCUCCAGAACAAGUGAAAUAUGCCCGGGAGGUGGUGACAUCAACAUGGCCAGGUGGUAUAGCUGAAUAUCAUUGUGAUGAUGGCUACAUAAUGAACACACCAAACAACACUCGUGUUUGCAGUGAAGAUGGAAUGUGGAGUGAGGCACCGCAGUGUGAAGAAAUUGAUGAGUGUGAAUCACAGCCAUGUCAAAAUGGUGCAGUGUGCAAGGAUCGCAUUUCUCAUUUCCUGUGUGAAUGCCCAGAAGGAUAUAUCGGUAAACACUGCGAAUUAGAGAUGAAUGAGUGCCUCUCUGAACCAUGUAAGAAUGGAGGCAGCUGCCAAGAUUUAGCCAGGGGAUUCUUGUGUACGUGUCCUGAGGGCUACAUGGGGACGCAAUGUGAGACUGAGCUGGAUGGCUGUGACUCUUCUCCAUGCCAGAAUGGGGGGAUCUGUGAGAAUCUAGCAGGCUCGUACCUGUGUGUAUGUCCUAGGGGAUUCUACGGCUAUCACUGUCAGACAGUGAGUGAUUUAUGUCUUAUGAAUCCAUGUGGCAGCCGUGGCGUCUGUGUGUCUGGUACAGAUGGCACUGUGAGCUGUACAUGUCGGACUGGCUAUACUGGGAUCACUUGUGAAAGAGAGUUGUUGCCCCCCCUCUCUUUGUCACUUGGCGCAGUGGGAGAGAACAGCGUGUGGGUGUUUUGGACUCCACCAGAGGAAGUGCCUGGACAUUUGCCUGAUGGCUUUGCUGUGAGCUAUACAGCACUGGACGGCUCCUCCCGGACUGACUUUGUGGAGAGGGGGAAUACUGAACAUGAGCUACGAGGUCUCAGCCCUGGGCGGCCGUACAACAUCACUAUUGUCACCGUGAAACGAAAUCUGAGGCACAAUGAUAUCAGCCGCCCGCUCAUACUUACUGCCCGCACGAGACCACCAACUGUGGAUAGAGCUCGUGUUAGUUCUGUCGCAGAAUAUUCUGUCACGGUCGCCUGGUCACUGAACCCCCACCGUCAUAUUCCUGUGGCUCAUGUGCGACUGUCACUGCAGCACCCAAAUGACAGGACGCAGCAAGCUGAGCAGGAGCCAUCGACAGGAGAGUAUACCUUC